AAAGUAUAAAUUGAUCGCCAUUUAAUAUCAGUUAAGGCUCAAUGUAGAUCUAUGUAAUUUAUUAUUUGUGUCGUUUUAUCUAUACAUUUAGUAAAUUACCUAAUAACAGAUAAUACUUCCAAAAUAAAAGAGACCAGCUGAUUGGAAAAGUUACGAAUUGAAUAUUAGUUUGUUAGAAAAAUACGAAAGUUUAGCCUUGAAAUCGCUUUUAUUUGGAUUGCAGAAAAUUUGAAACAUAAAAAAAAUUCAAUUUUUUCUAGUGAUAAACUUUUGACCUCGACUGUAUAUGUAAGAACGCCGAGAGAAACGAAUAAAAAUAAAAACCGAAUUACGAUAACAGCGAGAACAGAGUUGUAUUGAACGGCGUUUGGGCAAUACAUCAAACAAGGCAUACCAGAAAAAGAUAUGUCGUUUUAUCGUUUAAAAUAUUUUUGGCCAAAAAAUUUGUCAAACACAACGUUAAUCGUAAAUGAAUUACGUUGUAUGCAAAUACCGGCUAAAACGUCAAAUCGAUUACGAGCCAUCAAUGUGUUGUCUGUACAUAAUCGCCAUCAUCAUACAUUAUUACAAUGUAGUUUAACGUCAAAUACACAACAAAUCCAUAAUGAUCAGCAAAAAUGUUCAUAUGUAUCGACUAGUGGAUUAAAUUUAGAAAAUGUUACUACAAAAGAACUACCCAAACACGAUUGGGAUCGUGCUGUAAGCGAAGCCGAAAAAAUUGUCGGUUAUCCAACGUCGUUUCUAAGUUUACGUUGGCUACUCAGCGAUGAAGUGGCCAACGUUGCUCCACAUUUAAGGAAAUUGCUUGAAAAUAAUCAUCCGUUACUCAAAACGGCCAAGUAAGUUUUUUGUUCAUAUAUGUAUUCUUUUUUUUAAAUUUGAAUGAAUCGUAGGUACUUCAAAUGCGAAAAAAUAAUUACGCGAAGAAAUCUAAGCGGUCCGACGAAACAAAGAAAAAACAUUUAUAGAUAAAAUUCCACAAAAUGUGGCAUACUUCAGAAAAUGUGUGUACAAUUGUGCGUUUUUUGUUCAUCGCGAAUUGUUUUCUCGCAUCG
Messenger RNA from Contarinia nasturtii (swede midge), 1055 nucleotides. RefSeq lists its product as uncharacterized. The record is from RefSeq and is a predicted model, not a curated record. Lineage: Eukaryota; Metazoa; Arthropoda; Insecta; Diptera; Cecidomyiidae. The transcript is spliced from 2 exons. Bases 406 to 843 code for a protein of 145 amino acids.